Messenger RNA from Trichomycterus rosablanca, 869 nucleotides. Its product is annotated as cell division control protein 42 homolog. Gene Ontology annotation, cellular component: dendritic spine. Gene Ontology annotation, biological process: modification of synaptic structure; endocytosis; Cdc42 protein signal transduction. The record is from RefSeq and is a predicted model, not a curated record. Lineage: Eukaryota; Metazoa; Chordata; Actinopteri; Siluriformes; Trichomycteridae. Bases 95 to 670 code for a protein of 191 amino acids. The transcript is spliced from 6 exons. Gene Ontology annotation, molecular function: protein kinase binding; GTPase activity; GTP binding.
AUUUCACAGUAAGUUUAUAGCGAAGACGUGUUGUUUACAUUCCAGCUGAAGUGAACAUUAUUUAGAAACCAGAGUGCAUUUUAAAAGUGCAGCAAUGCAGACGAUUAAGUGUGUAGUGGUUGGAGAUGGUGCUGUGGGUAAAACCUGCCUCUUGAUUUCAUAUACCACAAAUAAGUUUCCUUCAGAGUAUGUACCAACAGUUUUUGAUAACUAUGCUGUAACUGUAAUGAUUGGAGGUGAACCAUACACUCUUGGAUUGUUUGAUACUGCAGGUCAGGAGGACUAUGAUCGGUUGCGACCACUGAGCUACCCCCAAACCGACGUCUUCUUAGUGUGUUUUUCUGUAGUUUCACCAUCAUCAUUUGAAAAUGUCAAAGAGAAGUGGGUCCCUGAAAUCACUCAUCACUGCCCAAAGACUCCGUUCCUGUUGGUUGGAACUCAAAUUGACCUUCGUGACGACCCCUCAACCAUUGAAAAACUCGCCAAAAACAAACAGAAGCCCAUUAUGCCAGAGACAGCCGAGAAACUCGCCAGGGAUCUAAAAGCAGUGAAAUAUGUGGAAUGUUCAGCUUUAACACAGAAAGGACUGAAGAACGUUUUUGAUGAGGCUAUACUCGCUGCACUGGAGCCUCCAGAGCCAAAGAAGAAGCGUAAAUGUGUUCUUUUAUGAGUUCAGCCUUUCCUUAGGUCCUUUCAGGCAUAAACAAUAUCAUCUAUUACUAUUUUCCAUAAAAAGUAAGAAUUCAUUUUAUCAAGAAAAGGACUAAAUACCGCAAUCUAUGUUUUCCUUUUUUUAUUUUCAUUAUUGCCUUAAUUGCCGUCUGAUUAAAGAAAAAGAAAAACAAUAGAAUAAGUUAGUAGCAAGCUUU